Molecule: messenger RNA, 1455 nt
Organism: Megalobrama amblycephala (Wuchang bream)
Lineage: Eukaryota; Metazoa; Chordata; Actinopteri; Cypriniformes; Xenocyprididae
Exons: 4
Coding region: 109-1224 (371 amino acids)
Biological process (GO): T cell costimulation; immune response; cell surface receptor signaling pathway
Cellular component (GO): external side of plasma membrane
Source: RefSeq, a predicted model, not a curated record
CUUCCUGUUAGUGACCGUUUCCUGUUUCCUUGUUUUUGUUUUGUUUUGUUUUGUUUUUUACCUCCGUUCAUGCCAUUCGUUCCUUGCCAUAAUUGUCGUUUAUUUUGAAUGUUUUAUGCCAUUUAUUUGAAUAAACUGCACUUGGGUACAUGCCAUGAAGGUAAUGCACCAAUAAGCUGGAUGCCAACCGCCGUAAAACAGGAAAGAGGAAGAAGAAGAAGGGUACAUGCCAUAAUUCAGUCUGAGUGUAAGAUACUGUUUCAGCGGAUCGCGAUGAUGAUGGAUACUCUGAAACUAGCUUUCCUACUUAUGAUUUUUGGUGUUCAUUUGGAUGAAGCUUUUUCCCGGGGUAUUAAAACUUACUUUGCGAUAGUAAACACACCAUAUACAUUCCCUGGUAACGGCAGCAGCUGUGACAGAGCUGAAUGGAGAAAGAGUUCCCCCACAGAUACAACUAUUGCUACAUACCAAAACAAGAUCUGCCGGAUUGAAAAAGAUUUUCGAGAAGAGUUCUCGUGUAAAGAAAAACACCUGCUUCUCAACUCAGCAAAAUACGCUGACAGUGGGCCCUAUGAGUUUGUCUGUAAUGGGGAUAAAAAACCACUUAUACUGGAUGUUUUAUAUGCAGUAAAUGUGGAUACGGCAGAGAUGGACAACAUCACCCUCAGCUGUCAUGCAGCCAAUGCCAAUGAUGUGACGUGGCUGCAUAAAGAUGAAAAAGUUUUGCACUAUAAGAAAGAUGGAACCAUAAUCCCUGGCAAAGGCUACGAAGGAAGAGUAUCACUGGAGAAGAACUGCCUCAAAACCGGUGAUCUCUCUUUGACCAUCACUGGAGUUUGCAAGACAGAUGCUGGAUUAUACCAGUGCUUUGUGAAUGAUGAAACGACUAAAGGAGACCCACAGGCCUGCCUGUUACAUGUGAAAGAGAAACGCUCCAGUCCAGGAAACCAAACAGACUCCAACUGCAAUGAAGCACAAAUUCCCAUUAUUUAUAAAACAGCCACCAUCAUUUUAGGCACUUUGUUGGGCUUCCUUAUUUUAGUGGCUGUGAUAUAUUUACUGUAUUGUCUCACCUCCAAACUACCCAAAUAUCAAUCCACAUCAGCUACAACCACUUAUGAAAGGCAGUCAGUGGACAGUAAUCCUGUUCAGGAGAGCAAUACCACAGAAAAUAAGUCUUCCAACACCAGGCCUUUUUUUAAUCUGUCAGAACGAGGCCUGUAAAGAUCUAGGCCCGUUUCACAGCGCCUGCUCAAGUAAAGCAACAGCACUACUACAACACCAGGCUCAUGUGGAGAUUUCACAGCAUUUCUACUCCAAAAUGAACUGCAGCUCAUUUAUUUAAAAAUAUAAAAGACAAUAAUUACCACUUUAACCAGCAGGUGGAGGCAAAGUAGCAUUUAUUUGCGCAUAUAUCAGCCAUUUCAUCUAAUCGUUUUUCACUUUGUUUUUGAC